Messenger RNA from Prorocentrum cordatum, 1473 nucleotides. The record is from the annotation of a GenBank genome assembly. NCBI's taxonomy places the organism in Eukaryota, Dinophyceae, Prorocentrales, Prorocentraceae.
AUGGGUGGCAAAGGAGGCGGUUCUGGCAAAGGUGGCGACGGUGGCAAGGGCAAGAUUCCCUGGGCGCCGUGGCACCGUGGCUGGAGCUCGCCGACGACGGCAGAUCCAGCUUGGAGCCCUCAAGAUGUGCGUGCUUGGCCUCCUCUUCGCCCUGGUCUUCAGACUCCUGACGACAGCGAUAGCAGCUGGCAGUUCGUCGGGGUUCGUGGCAAGUCCAAGGGCCAGAAGGGGAAGUACGGUCACUGUGGUUGCGCACGUAACGAGGCUCGGUUCUAUUUCUGCAAGCGCUGCGGGGCCCUCAAGGGCGAGGCCAUGGAGCCGACGGUGGUGCUGGCGGAUCAGGUGCUAAAAGGAAGGGUGCAGCCAGCGCUGGGAAGGGCGGAGGCAAAGACGGCCCUCUCCCAGGCCUGCGCCAAGAACGAGUCUCUCCAGGCGCAGUUUGAUGCACAGCAGCAGCUUGUGGUGCAGUUCAGGAGCGAACGCGCGGAGGCCAACGAGGAGCAUUCUAGAUUGGUACGGCUCCUGGCAGAGAAGCCUCCUGAGGAGCCAUCGGUCCCCCAGCUGCCUGCAGAGGUGCUCUUCGACCAGGCUAAGCUCGAGAAGUUCUUCGACAUCGACUUCGGCAACAUGUUCAAAUUGGACGGUGACACCGGGCUCGGGACUGAGGAUGCGGAGCAGCUCCCCAAGCGCGCGGGCCAGCUCAAAGACGGCUCCGCGGAUCUGGCCAAUAUUUUUUCUGAGGCCAAAGCCAAAAUGGACGCGGCUAAGCUGGAGCACGCUGGCUUGGUGGACAGGCUCCAGAAGCAGAGGGGGGGCCGCGCCUUGGCCUGCUCGGUGGAAAUUCCUGCCCCCCCCCCUUUCACGGUGUUCUCGGCCUACCUCUAUCACGCUGAGGGCCUCUCCGGCAGGAACCCCAGGCUGCUCUCGGACAUCGGCGCGCUGCUCUCGCAGCGGCACUGCUCGUGGCUCUUGGGCGCCGACUUUAACAUGGAGCCUCGCGUCAUCGAAGGCCCCUCGUUUGUCGCCGAGCUUCGCGUGUCCCUGGUUUUCCCCAAAGAGUGCACCCGCUACCCUGUCGGGGCCCCCGCGACCUUUGACUACUUUGUGGUGUGUGCGGGCCUGUCCAAGGGCAUUGGGAGGAUCGACGCGUGCUUGGAUACGGUCCACGAGGCCGUCGAGGCCGCCGAUGUCAAGUACGCGGCCAAGGGCCGCAGUGAAUGGACCUGUCGGAAGUUGACAGGAUCGUUCCUGAGCCCAGUGGAUCUUCCCAUGUCGGUCACCAAUGGCAGCAAUGGUCUGGCAUCUGGAGGUGCGUCGUCUGUCUUCGGGGUUGCAAAGCGAGCUCUCGACCCCGAGGUGGACGCUGCCCGCAGGUACAAGCACAUGACCUCGGCCUUCCUCGUGCUCCUCUGGCUCUUGUACAUUGCCCUCUCCUGCUGGCAGGCGCUGGCAAACCAGAGCCCUUGUGACUGA